CUAGUAUACUAGUUCUGUAAUCUGUGUAUUAACCUAAAAUUAAUUAGAAAAAUUUUUGAAAAAUAUUUUUCCAUUUUCUAAAAAUGAUCAGGAUAUUGUCUAGACUAUGUAAUUCAGGAGUAGCCAGAAAUAUUUCGGGUUUAAGAAAAUUCAGCAAUGAUCUUUAUGAACCAGAUUAUUUGAAGGAAUUGCAACCAAAAUUUCCUAUUUAUGAAACUUUCAAUAUUCAAUUGAAGGGUUAUGACUAUCCCAUUUUGGAAAAUUAUCAAAGAUUUGUUCACAAAAUAGCUGAUAAUAUGGACAUUGAUGUAGAAGAUGCAUGGGCGAUACCUGCACAAACUCUACAAAUUUCUACAUAUAAACCCCAAAGUGAAGUAGUUAAUAGUCAAUAUAAAUUGAAUCUUUACGAGAGAAUGAUAAAGAUAAGAGACUGUACAUCGCUUCAGUUGCCCAUAUUGAUUCGAGCUAUAGAAGCUUCUGCACCAAUGGGUGUAACAGUGAAUAUUAUACCUCAUGAGCCAUAUCAUGAUGAGAUAAGAUAUAUUCCAGACACAGAACUGAGACAACUUAAACAAGAACUGGAUGAUCUAGGUGGACCAGUUAAGAAGAAAUGAAGACGAAAUGUAUUCAGAAUAUGUUGUUAAUAAAUGCAAUCAAUUUCU
Messenger RNA from Coccinella septempunctata (seven-spotted ladybird), 662 nucleotides. RefSeq names its product 39S ribosomal protein L48, mitochondrial (gene mRpL48). The transcript has 3 exons. The record is from RefSeq and is a predicted model, not a curated record. Bases 84 to 614 code for a protein of 176 amino acids. Gene Ontology annotation, cellular component: mitochondrial ribosome. NCBI's taxonomy places the organism in Eukaryota, Metazoa, Arthropoda, Insecta, Coleoptera, Coccinellidae.